This is a messenger RNA of Anoplophora glabripennis (Asian longhorned beetle), 9582 nucleotides long. RefSeq lists its product as uncharacterized. Bases 4 to 9204 code for a protein of 3066 amino acids. The record is from RefSeq and is a predicted model, not a curated record. Gene Ontology annotation, molecular function: protein binding. The transcript has 4 exons. Lineage: Eukaryota; Metazoa; Arthropoda; Insecta; Coleoptera; Cerambycidae.
AGGAUGGAAGACACGUACAAAAAAAGCAAAGGAAACGCCGGACUCGAAGGGGUUCAAUUCCAACUGAAUCUGCUCGCUGUGUUUUUGCUAAAUGCCCUCCGUAGCCGGAAAAACUGGAAAAUGUCCACGGAGAACAAGGAAGCUGGAAAGUUCGACGACCUCGUUCUCGAUUUGGACGACAAAUGCGUUUUGCUACAGGCCAAGUUCAAACAAAGCAAAAAGAUCACCAGAGAACAAUUAUUUUCGUGCAACGCUAAGAACGCCGAUUUCAGCCUUCCCAAAUACUUCUUCUCGUACUUGGAGGUUAAGUCUAGUUCUGUAGAGAAGGUUGUUAUUGUUUGCACCAACACGGAUAUCGAAGGAAAAGGCUUAGAGAACUGUUUAAAACGCCAUUGUCUAAGCGCCAGCAGCAUGCUGCACUACGAAGGGAACUUUUGUCCAUUUUAUACUUUUAAUAAAAACAUCUUGCCCGAGUUAAAAGCUAGUGCGGAGGUUUACUUCCAUAAAAAUUUACGUGACAAAAGCAUCGACAAGGCAGCAGUAACAGAGGAAAACAUGAUGGAUUUUCUGAAUCAUUUUCAAUUUUUUUUAAAUUAUCCUAGUGGAGACCAAUUAGACAAAGUUAUUGAACAGUUAUUACGCUUGAACAAUUCCGGUUUAUAUCGCAAGGUCUCUUCGCAAGAGUUAUAUAAGAAAGUAGAAAAUUGGUUCAAACAACCAAAGGGUGAAUAUUUAACAGAGGAACGAGCGAAAGCCAUGUUUAGCGAAAUAAAAAGUGACAAGUACUGCGAAGAAUUGAAAAACUACAACGUGUCGUUUAGACAAAAUAGUUUUAAUUUUACUGAUCCAGAAAGAAUUUUCCAAGUCCAUUCCGAGGGAAGACAUCUGUUACAGGCAUUGAAGGUUUUCGAUGCACUGCAUAAAGAUAAAGGCAAAAAAUUGUAUGUCAAUCCUAACGAUGACAUCGAGGUGCAAAAACACGUCAUAAAUGCAUUCGCAGUUCCCCGCUACACCUUUUUAAUUAUAAUUGGGGUCAAAUUUACUCAAGACACCGCGAUAAAGGAAAUAAGUAGUACAUUAAAAGAUAUACUAAAGAAAUACAGCUAUAAGAAAGUCAUUUUGGUUGCCGAACACAACAAUAAACUAUGUCGGCAAUUCGGACUAAACGAUAUUUUUCAAGUUGGUGAAUCAGUGACGUUAAAAAAUCUUUCAGGUGAAUGCCAGGACAGGUUAGUAGAACAGAACAACAUAAUUUUUCAAGGAGAGCAGAUCAGCUUGGAAGAACUAUUAGAAACACAAACAGAAGAGGAUUGGAGGAAGGUUAUAAAUUCUGAAAUUCUAGAAAUGCUAAUUAGAAAGAAAGAAAUAAAAGUGGGCGAACCACUUUCAGAUUUAGACGAAAGCAACUCUCGAUAUUACAUAGCUCGCACCUUUAAAAUACAAAUAUGUAAGAGUAAAGUUGGACAAGGCACUUGCGAAUUGCAACAAGCAAAACCACAUUUAAAUGAAUAUGGAUGUAAUACUAAUAAGGUGAUAGAAGAGACUUUUCCAGAAAUGAGCAUUCAUGACGUAAACCAAGAGGUGAUACUUAUCUCGGACGGUGCAGGAACUGGGAAGAGCACUGUACUUACCAAAAUGGCAGCGGCUAUAAAAGAGAAGAAUCCUCACUUGUGGGUGAUUAAAAUUGAACUCACUAGGUACUCUAGCUUCUUAAGAGACGUGCUAGCUAAUCGACGGGAAACCAUAAGUGUAAUGGAGCUGUUGAAUUCUAAAAAUGCGACGAAAAUGACGAACCACUUGGAAAAGUUUGUGUUCUCCUCGAGCAAGAAAGUCGUGCUUAUGCUCGACGGGAUAGACGAGAUCAGCCCCGACUAUACGGGACUCGUCCUUAGCAUGCUGACCCAGUGCCGACAAGCAAUUAAUUUCGCGAAACUCUUCAUUACUACAAGACCUCACAUGGUCCGAGAAUUGGAAGAGGUUUUGAGAGUAAAGCCGUUUGUAUUGCAACCUUUCACGGAACAGAACCAGGUCGACUUCCUUAUCAGUUAUUGGGUUUAUAAUCUAGCUAUAAAUGAUGAUAGUAGAGGAAAGUGCGAACGAUACGCCAGGGCACUGAUAAGUAGGGUGUCCUCGUGGACAAAGGGAUAUUACGUGGAAGACGACUUUACUGCGAUCCCUCUGCAACUGAAAAUGCUUGCGGAGAUUUUCCAGGAAAGCAUAAAACAGAAUAAGUCAUCCGAUUGGGAAGGAUGCAAGGAGUUCUUAAAGGAAACUAGGGAAAAACCAAAACUGCCCGAAAAAAUGGAAAUUAAAGAGUUGUACGACAUGUUUAUUGAGACAAAAAGAGACAUCUACAUAUACAAAGGAAAUCCCAGCGGGAACUCGGCGGCGAAUAUGGCGUUAAUUGACCAAUUCGAUGAAUCCCUCAAGUACCACAGAAGACUCGCUUUAGAAGUGAUUUUACAUAAAGAGGAUCGUCGGCUUUUCUCGUGUUAUCAACAAAGUUGUAAGGAUAUAAACGAGAGCAUACUAAAGAUAGGAAUCGUGCAGAGAACAAACGACGAACCUCAGUUUAUUCACAGGACUUUCGCUGAAUAUUUUGUUGCGGAAAGUCUAGUCCAGGAAUUGCAAGUUCAGUUACACAGUCCAGAUAUAAAGUUUCAAGAGUUUUUCGUAGGUAAAGUUUUACAACUCCCUGAAAAUGUAAUUAUCCGCGGCUUCCUUGAUAAUUUUCUAAAUAGAGUCUUGCACUCUGUACCUGCAAAUAUUCUCGAGAAAUAUGAAUCUCAUACUUGUGACCAAUGCUGUUGGAUGGAUGACCAUAGAUUUAUUCAUUUAUUAGCGGAAGAGGGUUGUAUCGCAAUUCUGCAACUCAUCCUCAAAUGCGUAAAUUUCGAAAUUGUCAGAGGCAAAGAAAUUAACAUCGAAGAUUUGACAAGUCACGAUCUCGAUAAUAAUAGAAGCGUUUCCCAAGCCCUUAUACGAAAAAUUCGAGUUAACCGAAGAGAGAAAAAGGAAAAUGUACUAUUAUUUACGAGGAUUAUUACUCAGGAGGCUGGAAUCAACAUCAGGGACGGGUUUGGGAGCACGCUACUGUACUAUGCCGCUGACGGCGGUCACUUCGAAAUGGUGAGGUUUCUAACCGAGCAAGGAGCAGACAUCAACAGCGCAGGUUUCAUGAGAUGUACGGCACUGCACUGCGCUGCGAGUAACGGUCAUUUGGAUAUUGUCGAAUAUCUCGUAAAAUUCAACCACGAUAUCGAUAUCCAAAACGUGGACCGGCGCACGGCGCUGCAUUUUGCCGCCGCCAGAGGUCACCUGGACACAGUGAAACUUCUUCAUCGAUUGGGCGCAGACUUAAAUGUAAGAGACUUCGAUGGCGGCACGGCACUGCAUUCUGCUGUAUCGGGUCAUCACUUGGACACGGUCAAGUACCUCCUUGAACUGGGUGCGGAUUUCGAUGUUGAAAAUAUAUACCACCGUACGCCCCUGCAUCUAGCUGCCAUUUACGGUUUCUUAGACAUGGUUAAAUUUCUGUUUGGACUGGGCGCGGACCUCAGUGUUAGAGAUUAUGAAGGCAACACGGCGUCGCAUUUAACUGCUUUUUUUGGACGCUUAGAAGCAAUCAAAAUCCUUCAUGAACUGGGCGCAAAUUUAAAUAUUCGAGAUUACGAUGGCAGGACGCCACUGCAUCUUGCUGCGAGAGAGGGACAUUUGGCCACCGUCGAGUUUUUCGUCAAACACAACUUUGAUGUCUGUAUCAAGGACGACAAGGGCCGCACGCCGCUGCAUUUAGCAGCUGGAGAGGGUCAAUUGACUGUUGUCAAAUUUCUGGUGAAUGUGGUCGAUGAAGUCAAUAUCAGGGAUAACGACGGCCGCACGCCUCUGCAUCUAGCUGCCUGGGCUGGUCACUUGGACACAGUCGAAUUUCUUCACGGACUGGGCACUGAUUUAAAUGUUAGAGAUAAUGAAGACAGCACGCCACUGCAUUUGGCUGUUGCGAGGGGUCAAUUGACUGUCGUCAAAUUUCUAGCGAAUCCCGUCGGUGACAUCAAUAUCAGGGACAUCAACGGCCGCACGCCUCUGCAUCUAGCUGCCUGGGCUGGUCACUUGGACACUGUCGAAUUCCUUCACGGACUGGGCACUGAUUUAAAUGUUAGAGAUAACGACGACAGCAUGCCACUGCAUUUGGCUGCUGCGAGGGGUCAAUUGAUGGUUGUCAAAUUUUUAGCGCAUCUCGUCGGUGAUGGCAAUAUCAGGGACAUCAACGGACGCACGCCUCUGCAUCUAGCUGCCUGGGCUGGUCACUUGGACACAGUCGAAUUUCUUCACGGACUGGGUACAGAUAUAAAUGUUAGAGAUAAUGACGACAGCACGCCACUGCAUCUUGCUACCGUAUUUGGUCAUCUGGGCGCCAUAAAAUUCCUUCUUAAAGUGGGUGCAGAUUUGAGGAUUAGAAAUAAAGAUGGUCGCACGCCACUGCAGCUUGCUCGCUAUAAAGGUCACCGUCAAAUUGUUAACUACUUUAAGAAUAGGAAUAGAACUACUUUAAAAGUAGGAAUGGGAAUAAGAAAAAAGAAAUUACUGGAUAUAGUCAAGUUCCUUCAUGAAAUGGGUGCUGAUUCCAGGAUUAGGGACAAAGACGACAAUACGGCAUUGCAACUAGCUCUACAUGAAGGUUACCAUCAAAUUGCCGACUAUUUUGAGAACAAUUGUAACGUACAAUAUUUGCGUAUUAGCAUAGUUUUAUCUGUCCUCUUGGUUCGUCGUCGUUAUUAUCGAAUUGUAUUCUCAAAAGACGAAGAAAAAGGCACCAACAAAAAGGCUUGUGUCUCAGGAUUUUCACCUGCCAAGAGGAUGGAAGACACGUACAAAAAAAGCAAAGGAAACGCCGGACUCGAAGGGGUUCAAUUCCAACUGAAUCUGCUCGCUGUGUUUUUGCUAAAUGCCCUCCGUAGCCGGAAAAACUGGAAAAUGUCCACGGAGAACAAGGAAGCUGGAAAGUUCGACGACCUCGUUCUCGAUUUGGACGACAAAUGCGUUUUGCUACAGGCCAAGUUCAAACAAAGCAAAAAGGUCACCAGAGAACAAUUAUUUUCGUGCAACGCUAAGAACGCCGAUUUCAGCCUUCCCAAAUACUUCUUCUCGUACUUGGAGGUUAAGUCUAGUUCUGUAGAGAAGGUUGUUAUUGUUUGCACCAACACGGAUAUCGAAGGAAAAGGCUUAGAGAACUGUUUAAAACGCCAUUGUCUAAGCGCCAGCAGCAUGCUGCACUACGAAGGGAACUUUUGUCCAUUUUAUACUUUUAAUAAAAACAUCUUGCCCGAGUUAAAAGCUAGUGCGGAGGUUUACUUCCAUAAAAAUUUACGUGACAAAAGCAUCGACAAGGCAGCAGUAACAGAGGAAAACAUGAUGGAUUUUCUGAAUCAUUUUCAAUUUUUUUUAAAUUAUCCUAGUGGAGACCAAUUAGACAAAGUUAUUGAACAGUUAUUACGCUUGAACAAUUCCGGUUUAUAUCGCAAGGUCUCUUCGCAAGAGUUAUAUAAGAAAGUAGAAAAUUGGUUCAAACAACCAAAGGGGGAAUAUUUAACAGAGGAACGAGCGAAAGCCAUGUUUAGCGAAAUAAAAAGUGACAGGUACUGCGAAGAAUUGAAAAACUACAACGUGUCGUUUAGACAAACUAGUUUUAAUUUCACUGAUCCAGAAAAAAUUUUCCAAGUCAAUUCCGAUGGAAAAUAUCUGUUGCAGGCAUUGAAGGUUUUCGAUGCACUGCAUAAAGAUAAAGGCAAAAAAUUGUAUGUCAAUCCUAACGAUGACAUCGAGGUGCAAAAACACGUCAUAAAUGCAUUCGCACUUCCCCGCUACACCUUUUUAAUUAUAAUUGGGGUUAAAAUUACUCAAGACGCGGCAAUAAAGGAAAUUAGUAGUACAUUAAAAGAUAUACUAAAGAAAUACAGCUAUAAGAAAGUCAUUUUGGUUGCCGAACACAACAAUAAACUAAGUCGGCAAUUCGGACCAAACGAUAUUUUUCAAGUUGGUGGAUCAGUGACGUUAAAAAAUCUUUCAGAUGAAUGCCAGGACAGGUUAGUAGAACAGAACAACAUAAUUUUUCAAGGAGAGCAGAUCAGCUUGGAAGAACUAUUAGAAACACAAACAAAUGAGGAUUGGAGGAAUGCUAUAAAUUCUGAAAUUCUAGAAAUGCUAAUUAGAAAGAAAGAAAUAAAAGUGGGCGAUCCACUUUUAUAUUUAGACGAAAGCAACUCUCGAUAUUACAUAGCUCGCACCUUUAAAAUACAAAUAUGUAAUAGUAAGAUUGAACCAGGCACUUGCGAAUUGCAACAAGCAAAACCACAUUUAAAUGAAUAUGGACGUACUACUAAUAAAGUGAAAGAAGGGACUUUUCCAGAAAUGAGCACUCAUGACGUAAACCAAGAGGUGAUACUUAUCUCGGACGGUGCAGGAACUGGGAAAAGCACUGUCCUUACCAAAAUGGCAAUGGCUAUAAAAGAAAAGAAUCCUCACUUGUGGGUGAUCAAAAUUGAACUCACUAGGUACUCUAGCUUCUUAAGGGACGUGCUAGCUAAUCGACGGGAAACCGUAAGUGUAAUGGAGCUGUUGAAUUCUAAAAAUGCGACGAAAAUGACGAACCACUUAGAAAAGUUUGUGUUCUCCUCGAGCAAGAAAGUCGUGCUUAUGCUCGACGGGAUAGACGAGAUCAGCCCCGACUAUACGGGACUCGUCCUUAGCAUGCUGACCCAGUGCCUACAAGCAGCUAAUGUCGCGAAACUCUUCAUUACUACAAGACCUCACAUGGUCCAAGAAUUGGAAGCCAUUUUGAAAGUGAAGCCAUUCGUGAUGCAACCCUUCACGGAACAGGACCAGGUCGACUUCCUUGUUAGUUAUUGGUUUUAUAAUCUAGCUAUAAAUGAUGAUAGUAGAGGAAAGUGCGAGCGAUACGCCAGAGCAUUGAUAAGUAGGGUAUCCUCGUGGACAAAGGGAUAUUACGCUGAAGACUACUUUACUGCGAUCCCUCUGCAACUGAAAAUGCUCGCGGAGAUUUUCCAGGAAAGCAUAAAACAGAAUAAGUCAUCCGAUUGGGAAGGAUGCAAGGAGUUCUUAAAGGAAACUAGGGGAAAACCGAAACUGCCCGAAAAAAUGGAAAUUAAAGAGUUGUACGACAUGUUUAUUGAGAAAAAAAGAGACAUCUACAUAUACAAAGGAAAUCCCAGCGGGAAUUCGGCGGCAAAUAUGGCGUUAAUUGAUCAAUUCGAUGAAUCCCUCAAGUGCCACAGAAGACUCGCUUUAGAAGUGAUUUUACAUAAAGAAGAUCGUCGGAUUUUCUCGUGUUAUCAACAAAGUUGUAAGGAUAUAAACGAGAGCGUACUGAAAAUAGGAAUCGUGCAGAGAACAAACGACGAACCUCAGUUUAUUCACAGGACUUUCGCCGAAUAUUUUGUUGCGGAAAGUAUAGUCCACGAAUUGCAAGUUCAGUUACACAGUCCAGAUAUAAAGUUUCAAGAGUUUUUCGUAAGUAAAGUUUUACAACUCCCUGAAAAUGUGAUUAUCCGCGGCUUCCUUGACAAUUUUCUAAAUAGAGUCGUGGAUUCUGUACCCGCAAAUAUUCUCGAGAAAUAUGAAUCCCAUACUUGUGACCAAUGCUGUUGGAUGGAUGGCCACAGAUUUAUUCAUUUAUUAGCGGAAGAGGGUUGUAUCGCAAUUCUGCAACUCGUCCUCAAAUGCGUAAAUUUCAAGAUUGUCAGAGGCAAAGAAAUUAACAUCGAAGAUUUGACAAGUCACGAUCUCGAUAACAACAGAAGCGUUUCCCAAGCCCUUAUACGAAAAAUUCGAGUUAACCGAAGAGAGAAAAAGGAAAAUGUACUAUUAUUUACGAGGAUUAUUACUCAAGAGGCUGGAAUCAACAUCAGGGACAGGUUUGGGAGCACGCUACUCUACUAUGCCGCUGACGGCGGCCACUUCGAAAUGGUGAGGUUUCUAACCGAGCAAGGAGCAGACUUCAACAGCGCAGGUUUCAUGGGAUGUACGGCACUGCACUGCGCUGCGAGCAACGGUCAUUUGGACAUUGUCGAAUAUCUCGUAAAAUCCAACCACGAUAUCGAUAUCCAAAACGUGAACCGCCGCACGGCGUUGCAUUUUGCCGCCGCCAGAGGUCACCUGGACACAGUGAAACUUCUUCAUCGACUGGGCGCAGACUUAAAUGUAAGAGACUUCGAUGGCGGCACGGCACUGCAUUCUGCAGUCUCGGGUCACCACUUGGACACGGUCAAGUACCUUCUCGAACUAGGUGCGGAUUUCGAUGUUGAAAAUAAGUACCACCGUACGCCCCUGCAUCUAGCUGCCAUUUACGGUUUCUCAGACAUAGUUAAAUUCCUGAUUGGACUGGGCGCGAACCUCAGUGUUAGAGAUUAUGAAGGCAACACGGCAUCGCAUUUAACUGCUUUUUUUGGACGCUUAGACGCAAUCAAAAUCCUUCAUGAACUGGAUGCAAAUUUAAAUAUUCGAGAUUACGACGGCAGGACGCCACUGCACCUUGCUGCCAGAGAGGGACAUUUGGACACCGUCGAGUUUUUCGUCAAACACAGCUUUGAUGUCAGUAUCAAGGACGACAAGGGCCGCACGCCGCUGCAUUUAGCUGCUGCGGAGGGUCAAUUGACUGUUGUCUUUCUGGUGAAUGUGGUCGACGACGUCAAUAUCAGGGAUAACGACGGCCGCACGCCUCUGCAUCUAGCUGCCUGGGCUGGUCACUUGGACACCGUCGAAUUCCUUCACGGACUGGGUACAGAUUUGAAUGUUAGAGAUAAUGACGACAGCACGCCUCUGCAUUUGGCUGCUGCUAAGGGUCAAUUGACUGUCGUCAAAUUUCUAGUGAUUCUCGUCGGUGACGUCAAUAUCAGGGACAUCAACGGCCGUACGCCUCUGCAUCUGGCUGCCUGGGCUGGUCACUUGGACACAGUCGAAUUCCUUCACGGACUGGGCACAGAUUUAAAUGUUGGAGAUAAUGACGACAGCACGCCACUGCAUCUUGCUACCGUAUCUGGUAAUCUGGGCGCAAUAAAAUUCCUUCUUAAAGUGGGUGCAGAUUUGAGGAUUAGAAAUAAAGAUGGUCGCACGCCACUGCAGCUUGCUCACUAUAAAGGUCGCCGUCAAAUUGUUAACUACUUUAAGGAUAUGAAUAUAAUAAUAUAAAAGUAGGAAUGGGAAUAAGAAAAAAGAAAUAAUGCAAAAAUUGGUAAGUUGGUACCAUUUCGGCAUUCUGAUACUGUUUUGUUUAAUAUUGUGCACAAUUAACUUAAACUGAAGUGCUCAUGUCAUGAAAAUUUUAAAGUGCCGUUCGGUUUGCAUAGUGUUCCAAUAUACUCAACCUGUGCGCGCGCGCUUAUUAGAAGGUAACACGAGUUAUUGUUUUCGCGUUGUAGUGGUUGAUCAAAAUGGAAUCGUGACUGGAUAUUAAUGGCCAACCUGAUAUCAGGGUAAUUGCAAACAACUCAAUUUAACAGAGAUCUAGAACGAUGUAGAUAAACAAUAUGUAUAAGGGAAUUUAUCUAAUAAAAUUAAUAAGUAACA